This is a messenger RNA of Schistosoma turkestanicum, 507 nucleotides long. Lineage: Eukaryota; Metazoa; Platyhelminthes; Trematoda; Strigeidida; Schistosomatidae. The record is from the annotation of a GenBank genome assembly.
AUGGGAUGUAUAAGUUCUUUGUGUUUUCAUUUAAAUCCAGUUGAUUCUUUAUUCGAUAUUAAAACUGACCCUGAGAUAUAUAUGAAUAUUAGUGAAAUAAUACGGAAACAAGGUUAUUUAGUUGAAGAACAUGAGGUUACUACGGGCGACCAUUACAUUCUGUGUUUAAUUAGAUUUUACAAGAACCAGUCAACUUAUCAAAAGCGUAAAGUUGUUUUAUUGCAACAUGGGUUACUGGACUCAUCACAUGCAUGGGUGAUGAAUUUAAGAAAUCAGAGUUUAGGAUAUAUUUUGGCUGAUAAUGGGUAUGAUGUUUGGCUAGGGAACAGUAGAGGCAGUACAUAUUCAAAGAAACAUAAGCAUCUUGAUUCAAGUCAAAAGGAAUAUUGGGAUUUUUUCAUGGCAAGAAAUGUCAAGAUGAAUCAACUUGUUAUUCGGAUUUUCUCAGGGAUCACUUAUUGCCAUGACGGCGUUAGACGAUUAUCCGGAAUUGCAAUCAUAUAUUAA